This is a messenger RNA of Hyalella azteca, 4404 nucleotides long. RefSeq lists its product as uncharacterized. The coding region runs from base 1 to 4248 and encodes 1415 amino acids. The record is from RefSeq and is a predicted model, not a curated record. The transcript has 23 exons. Gene Ontology annotation, biological process: cilium assembly. Gene Ontology annotation, cellular component: centriole; ciliary tip; ciliary basal body. Gene Ontology annotation, molecular function: protein binding. NCBI's taxonomy places the organism in Eukaryota, Metazoa, Arthropoda, Malacostraca, Amphipoda, Hyalellidae.
AUGGGAGACGAAGAAAGUGGAGUUGGCGAAAUGGAAAAAGUUGAAGAUGAAUCAGCGAAAGACAACACCGAAAAACCAAAAUCUAGCAGAAGCUUACGUGAAAAACCUUUUGGAGCUUCAAUAAAAAUUGAUAAGAAUAAGGAAGAGUCGGGUGCAUGUCCAGUUGCUGAGUGCACCCCAUCGGAAACAUUGGAGGUUACAAAUGAUAAUUCAAAUAUAACUGAGAGUGGGAACGAUCAGAAAGAACAUGUUACUGAAGAAAGUAGAACUUCCGAAAAUGCAACUGUGACUGUAACAAAGGAAAUUACUGAUAUCAACGAAAUGAUUCUGGAGUUCCUGGACUGGUGCGGGCUGAAGAAGGCGUGUGAGGUCCUGCAAGAGGCGUGCAGGACACUCGGGGCUCCUGUACCUGCCCUGCCCGGAGCCCCACGACGGACGACGCCCCUGCACCUCGAGACGCCUGGGGGAGGCUCGGCAGAACUCGCGCUUCCUGAAGCCGUGGCCCUUCUGCUGCAGCUCUUUGACCGGGCUGACGGCGAGGCAUUCUUCCAGCUCCUGCAGCAGGUGUGGCAGAGUCAGCCCGGGGCUGAUGAGGACCUGACGCUGCUGACGCUGCAGUUUCACCUGCACGUCUACUUCGCUACCUCGCCUCUACGCGCUGGCAACUGCGAGGACCACGGUGCCGCUAUGAAGGUCUUCAAGCAAUACCUGGACGCGUGCUCUCCUCUGCUGGGCAGCGUGCCCGAACUGCUGCCUUUCUACGCCCUGCCAUACGUGCCCCAGCCUGCCACUCACGCUGCCUUCCUUCCAGUCUUUCAAGACUCGUGGGUGAUGUGCGUGAGGGCGCGUCUAGAGGGCUGGCUGCAGGAGUGCCUGUCACCGCCCCCCACCCUCGUCACCCUCGUCAGGAGAGCCCGUAGGAGCAGCAGCAGUGGCACCGUGGCUGUGGGAGCGAGUAGCGCUGUGGCAGAGGCGCGCAGGAGUCACCGAGCCAUCACACGCAAGCUCUACAAACUGCAGGACCACUACAACAGACUGCUCGGCGUGUCGCUGGAGGUGACGGCGGCACUGCAGCGGACGGUGGCAGGCGAGACGGUGGACCUGGAGGCGACGCUCGGGGCGUGCGUACACACGCACCCUGACCUCAUACUGCCUGUACUGUCUGACACACAGGCGCCACCAACGACGAUUUUACUGGAAGCGAUGAGCAGAAACCGUCAGCAGAGCGUCACUAGGACGCAUGUGUCAGCCCUAGACUACUGCGCUGUCAGGGGCUGCCUUGCUGACGGUGAUCUACACGACUGCCUGCUGCUGCUGCAGGCCCUCAGGCAGCGUAUAACGCGCGUGACGGAGGGCGCUGCGCGGCAGGCGGUCGUGGCCGCUUACGUACGCAACGACGUGCUGGGCCUGACGCAGCCUGCGGGGUCUACGGAGCCUGGGCUCGAGGACCUUCCAGAGAGUAGAAGCUGGGCCAGGCUGCACCAGGGCUUGUGGGGUGCAGAAGGCAACCUGCUGGGCAACAGCGUCGCCAGGCUGCUCAGCGCCCUGGCGAGCUUCCAUCUGGGCCGUCAAUACCUGGGCAGAAAUGCCGGUGUUUGUGAUGCCCUGAAGAAGAUGCUGCUGGAGGACCUCGGCGACGUCUCAACGCAGGACUUUUGCGUCGCUGCCCUGCAGAAACUUUCUGUCAGAGGCGACGUCCAGAAGCGGUUGGUUGAGGGCGGAUGCGUGGCGUGGACCGUGAGGGCAUUAGACGAGGGUUGUCUCUCCCUCACAUCGCAGGAAUAUUGUGCUGCUCUGCUGCUUAACUUGACCCUCACAUCUGAGGGGCGAGCUGCUGUUCUGCCCAUCACUGCCCCUCUCGUGUCCCUCGCUGCCAAGCUACUCGCGCACAAACACCCUGCCUCUACGUGUCUGUGCGGAACUCUUCUCAGCCUGGCGACGGAACCACGUUUCCGGCACGAGGCGCUGGCGUACAAACUUGACGUGACUUUAACGCAACUCGCGCAGUCGUCACAAGACGAGCAGUACCAGCAGCAGCUGCAGCACCUGGUGGCGCAGCUGCAGAGGGAGGAACCCUCCACGCCCCCCACAUCUCCCCCCACUUCCCCCAAGCACCAACAGGAUGUGCCGGAGUUUCUGGAUGACGAGCUGGAGUUAAACGACCUGACGCAGGCCGCCCCUGGGGAGCUGACUGGCGAGGUGCUGCUGUCGCGGCGGUACUCCGACCACCGCACGCACGAGAGCUUCCUGAGCAUGGAUCCUGCAGGAACGGCUCGGUCAGCACCUCUGCCGAGCAGACCCGACAUGGUCACCCCGUGGACUCCGCCCAUGGGAUGGUCACGCCCUCUGUCUGAGGGAGGCUUUCUGCCUAACGCGGUAGCCUCUAAAAGGAUCAGUCAGUCUCCUCCAGGCUAUAUUUCGCGCUGGUCAGCGUCGGCUGGAAGCGUCCACUGGCGCUACCCUCCACGUGACGAGAGAUCGUCUAUCAACAGGAAUGCUCAACGUGAAGAAGUUUGGCCUUCUCAGGAAUACUUUCAACAAGCCAUUGCGAUGCAACAUCCCUCUACAUCACAACACCCGUCCGUCUUGCCCUAUCCUACUACGACGUCACAACACCUCCCUCAGCCCCAACAUCACUCCCAGACCCAACAUCUCCCCCAUGACGGUCAUGUCCAUCCAACGCAGCCGUAUCCUGGAUAUGCGUCAGCAUUAGGCAUUACUACCGAAGCUAAUCAUCUCCCGGGACCUCAGCAACAACCUCAGCUCGACAAUAUUACCGCAACGCAGCAUGCUGAUAAUGCACAGAAUUGUGCUCCCAAUCCCCAGAGUUAUGCUCCCAAUGCUCAAUAUUAUGCUCACAAUGCACGGAGUUAUGCUCCCGAUGCUCAGAAUUAUGCUCACAAUGCACAGAAUUAUGACCAUAUUGAACAGAAUUAUGCCCCCAAUGUACAGAAUCAUACUCGCAAUACGCACAAUUAUCCACAACAUUUUGAAUCCAAUUCUCAAAAUUUAGAGCCCAGUGCAGAUAAUUACGCAGCUGAUUCCCACAGAACGAAGGACGACCAAAAUUCUGCAUCAUAUUCGCAAACAAACUCUCCCAAUUUUCAGAAUUAUUCCUCCAACACUUCACAAUAUUCACCUAAUGCUCAGAGUAAUUCUUAUACAUCCAAGUAUUCAGCGGAAUCUGAAAACCACUUCACCGCCAAUACAAGUCGCAGACACUCACUUCAGAUAACGCCUCCCAACAAAGCGGACUGCAAUGUUCCAAUCGCGGAAGAACAAGAAGAACCCUAUGCUGCGCUAGCCAGUUCGCAGCCAUGCCACUCCAACAGAGAAUACUCCGCCUCUUACCCAGACUCUUCUCCCAACUAUGCUGAACUAAACGCGUCGGAAAACCAAGCAAUUCAGGCCGGUGGAUUGCGACGCACAAAUUCCGUCCAGCAAGCUGCACGUCGUCUGCAAAAUCGAAGCCAAAUCCCAGCCCUGCGUUUGAACACGUCACCGGAAAACCUUCAAUAUGAGUAUGGUUCUGAAGGCUCAAACGGAAAUUACAUAAGGCGUGAAACGCGGCUUCUGACUCAUGACUAUGUUGAGUAUGAACAGACGAAACCUAUCCGGGAUGUUCAAGUCACCGAGAGAGUUCCUCGGUACGUCGAUGAUCCCAGAGGAACACAAGCGCUCGAGAGACAAGAUUCCCAAAUAAAGUAUUACGAUGGGCAGAGUGAGAUGGACUAUGAUCACAACGUUAGGCAAUCAGACAGCCAAAUGGCUACGAUCCAUGACACAGACGAGGUUCGGGAGCGAAGAAUUGAAGAGGAUCUUCACAUGAGCGUACAAAACGGCGCUCGUUCAUCAUUUCCAUCUGCGGAUUCUGGCCAGCAAAAGCAGCAGCAACCCGGUCGAAUAAGGCACUCGUAUCCUCGUGACGCCAACGACGAUCCCGAAGAUGUCGAAAGAAGUAACGUAGAAGAAAAUCUCAGGAAUGCCGUAAGAACCGUCAUCCAGACGCAGCGAAGAACGUCCACUCUAGAGAACGAUCCACUACUGCGCUCUCUACCGGCCAACACGGCGAAAGAGUACGUUGCCAUCUUCAGCUCUCGUCCGAGGGUUAUGAGAACUCCCCCAGAAAGUGCAGCAGGGCAACGAAGAUCCCCAAGCCCUCACUACCCAGAGCAACCUGACUCCGCACGUCGCGUGCUACCUCCCAUUUCCAGGACAAACAAGAGCUAUAAAAUAGAAAGAACUUGACUCUUCGCCCCCUGAACGAUUAGAAAGACCCGAAGCCAAACUCAGCAGACAGCACCAGUACUUCCUAAUACGCAAGAGUUCACGCAACUGACCACAAUUUCUUCUUGUUACGCAAUCAGUAAAUGUCGGGAGUACGAAACCGAGAAUUCCGAACUA